AUGGACAGCCCAUUCAACAAAGGCUUUGGGCCUGGCCAUCAGUCUUCCGCAUUAUCGCAAGCUCCGCCGGCCGGCAGCGCGUACCAAGUCAACGUGAACCGAACCAAGACGAGGAAAUGGGUCGAGGCUCGGGUGCAGAGCUACGACGGCGAUGACUGGGGUGCCGACGAGUACGACGACGAGCCCGAGCCCGAGCCCGAGCCCCCAGCCCAGCAGCCAUCGACCCAGAGACCUGGCGCUGGCACUGGCGUAGCUUCUUUGCCCUCGUCUCUCCAGGCGCAACAACCUCCAAGGCCGGCGCCACCACAUCACGCGUCGCCUGCAAUAUCCGACCCCUCGAUCACCGAAAGCCCCGUCGACCGGGACAAGACAGUCUCUUCUCAGUCCACCGGCGCUGGCCCAUCAAAUCAUUCAAGCUCCCGACUAGCGGAACCAGAUGAGCCGUCUGUGGGAGGCGCGGCGCCUCUCCUUCGCCCCUCCGACGAAUACCGCCGCAUGGAUGAGGAGAAUCAGCGACAUCGCCAGCCCGAGACGGAAAAGGAGGCUCUCCUUGCCGAGGUCCCAUCCAAAUCGAACAGGCUGGACUCACCGGGCGGUAGAGGCGAUCCUCCCCAUGCUGGUGGCGGCGCAGAGUCUGCAGGACAAGGAGACGGUGGCCGUCGGGACUCCGUCAGCCCUCAGCUGCCCGACGUUGCUCGCAUGUCUGCAUUUGGCGUCGACCUAUUCGCCUCCACGGGAAGCGGCUUUGCCAUCGGACCAAUGAUCCCUGAGCACGAAGGCGACGGCUUACCCUCGUCGUCACCGCCACCGCGAACCGAGAAAUACAACGACGCCUCUGCCUUGGUGUCGGAUCCCUGUCGCUCGCCUCCUGCCACUCGGAAAACACCGCCAGGGUUACAAUCUGUCUCGCAUUAUUUGGAAGAGGUCAACGGCGGAGAAGCGCCUGCAAAGGAUGAAGGCUUGUCUAAAAACACGACCAAGGAACCCGGAGAGGUUGCCCUCUCUAGCUCCGACGACAAGGAUCGAGACCCAGAUCAUGGGUCUUCCAGCGCUGCAGCGGACACGGUCCUCGCGCAUCCCCAAGCGCGGCAGCCUAUUUUGCACCUAGGAAGCGGUUGGCCCACGAUUCCGCCUUUGCGGACACCCAGUCCUCGUGCGUCUGUUGGCAACGUGGCCGAGGAAGCGAGCCCCUCGGGAGGAUCCUUGAACAUUGACGACAAUAAACCCACUGCAGCUUCCGACGCGUAUAAGCAAAGAGAGCCUGGCCACGAUUUCGAAACCAUUUCGAUUCAGCGCCAGCCUACUACUAGCACCAUAGCUUCAUCACCUGUCAAGGACAAUGACGUUCUCAGCGAUGAGAUCUUGAGAUCGCUGAGUCCCGGUGCGAGCUCGCCCGCGGAUCCCUCGUCCCCCGGAGACGGCCGCAAGAGUUUCCUCUCUCCAAGCCCCAACGCGGUUAGAGAGAGUAGCUACACUCUGCGAGACUACGACAGCUACUGGGCGGACACGUCAGACAAGGCCCAGGCCGCGCCCCCAAUUACCACCACGCUGGAAAGCAAAGAGGUGGCUGACUCGCCGCCCGAGGCUUCUGGGUUGGACGAGAAUGCGUGUGUGGAUGAGCUUGACUCUCGGAAGAGGUUUUCCUGGGAGGCCGAUGAGGACGCCGAAUCCCCCAAGCCCGCGGACACAGCUCCCGGGACUGUCGCCAAGUCGGACGGAGGACAAGAGCCACCGGAGGUGCCCCAGCCCCCGUCGCCUCUCUCCGCCUCGAGCGAUAGGCCGGCCUCGGGGGGUCGAGACAGCACAAGACUGUCACGAUCCGACGAGGGAGCUCAGGCGCCAGACUCUUCGCGCGUCUUCUCUCCCACCCCACCGCCCGAGUCCCAAAGAAGUCCCGCUGGUCAGCCACCGAGUGAAGCUGUCGAGCCUCAGAGCCCUCAUCACCCAACACAGGCACCAGGCAUGAUGUUCCGAGAGAUCCUGGCGCUGCCCGCUCCUGCGGAGAGGAUCACCAGAUACAACGAGACACGAAAUUAUUUUGCGUCAGCCGACACUGGACUUAACACGUGGCUCGAAGAUCUGCAGGCCCAGAACCCCGAAUACGCCAACGGAUCAGAGUUUCUGGCCGCAGCAACUCCUCACCCGCUCGUCCAGGCUGAGAGCCACCCGUCAUCCGCAAGCGCCCAGCCUCCCGCACAGCAGCCCUACUACCAGCAGUAUCUCAACGCCACUGUGCCGAGCACAUCAUCGGCCGGCCGCUCGCGGCUGGGCGGAUCGCAGAUGCCCUCGCAACCGACCGGUAGCGCGUUUGGAAAUCCUAGCCACCAAAUUGGCUUCAAGAGCAAGGAGUUCAUGCAUUCGGCCGGGAAGAUGGGCAAGGGUUUACUAAGUAAAGGAAAGAACAAAUUGCGCGGAAGCGGGGACAAGGGCGAAUCUGCCAAUUCCCUAGUCCACACCAACCCCAAAAACGAUCGGCGGGCGUCUUGGGCGUUUAGCUUGGGAGCGAGGUCUCGGCCGGGGGAAGCGGCCCCCCGAGCCGCCUCCGCGGCGCUUUCAAACACCGGCGGCAGGCCGUCGUCAUCGGUCGAUACUCGGCGGCACGAGCAGGCACCGCAGCUGAGUCCUCUUGUGCAGAGUCGGUCGCAUGACCUGGAGAGCCUGGGCAAGCUGCAACCUGUGCGUUAUCUAAAUCAUCCGGGCUCUGCCGAUCGAGUCACCGCUGGCCUGAGCAGACUGGAAAUCCCCGCUUACUUGGGAAACGGUGUGACACAGCCGCAAGAUGCAUCACAGCUACCGGAGCAAAGAGACGUCGCCCAAGAUCAGGCUUUAGAUGACUGGGUUGUCGUACCGCGCCAGGAUAACGACGAACAACAAGUUGCAUCGCUACCAGCGGCCGCGCGCGCUCAACCGACUGCCUCUUCCCAAGGUGACGAUGGCGGCGUAGCGCUACAGCCUUACAUCCAGGCCCAAAAUGAUGUCCCGAAGCGCACCUCUUCGUUUGUCGGAUUGCCCCCCAUCCGGAGGAGCUCCACCUUUGGCAUCACAACCAGGGCGAAGAGGGCCAGCCGGCGCUUCUCGCUCGACGACGAUGACGUUAGAGACAAUGGCAAUGACCGCGGAUUCUCCGUGACCGGGGACGGCUCACGUCGAUCAGUUGGACCUGAAGAGCCGCUUCCACUCAUACCAUGGUCUGUACUGCAAUUUGGCAGCUCGACGGAGCCUGCUCUUGGCGACAACGGUAUCUCAGGCGCUCCCGUUCCCAAGCAGGAGCAGCCACGGGGCCCAGAACAUCUCGAACGCCCUGUGCAAAGCAAGCUCCAGGCCAUUCAACUGCCGGCACUUGAAUCCUCUGAUGCGGCCCUGCCUGUUCACACUCGCCUCUCGCCGAUGCUGGCAAGUCCGAUUCCGGGACUAGCCACCGGCCCCUGGAAGCUAGAGGAGAGCCACCUGUCUGAGCCCCUUCAUUCCGUUACCAGACACCGCCCUGGAACCGCUAGCUCGCAGCAGCCAAUGUUCUACGGCUACGAUAAGGAAACUGGAUCGCCGGACCAUCUGCGACAGAGGUCCUUUGACGUACCGCCAUCGUCUGCGCAGCGAUGGCCUGACCUCUUUUCUCAUCCCAUCACCCAUGAUACCCAGCGCCCUCGAUCUCAUUCCCGGACGAGGGUAGAGUCGGACUCACAUCCUUAUACGGCGCCACCUCUUCGAGGAGAGACUUCGCGGAACGGCAAGCCUAAUCUUGACGCAGUUCGGACAUCACAGGGAGAUUGUGUGCCCAAUCAGCAGGGAUUGGGCAUCUUCAGGCAUCCAGGCAUUCUUAGCACGGGGACGUCGUCUAGAAAUUGGCCGGCUUGGUCGCCCGAGGCUCAACCGGCGGCGUCCGAGUCCGGCAUUGCAGCCGAGAACAUUCAGGAGGCCAAAGGGAAGCAGCCGAGCUUUCUUCCCGGCUUUACUGGCCGCGCAUCAGCGGACCAUGAUUCUAUACAAAAACAUAGCGUUGGUGGACAUGAUCAGUCCAAUCCCGAGGUCUGGGCACCGGGCAUGCCUUGGCAGUCGCAGCCGGAUCCUAAUUCCUCUCUGGUCGGAUCUGGUGGCGAAAUCACGCCCAAGGGUGCGCGGCGACCGUCGGCCUCUAGCUUCCUGAAUGAUUCGAACCUUGCAGAUGCGGACAACUUUGAAGUGACAAAGAAGAAAAAACGGCUCUCGAGCAUGGUCAACCUGACAAGUUUUAAGGACAUGAUCUACGGCUCUGCUAUAGAUCGCAGCGGAAACUCGCAGGCUCCCCAGACCCCCAGGCGGAAGCAGCUUGGCGAACUCCUUUGA
Hirsutella rhossiliensis is the source of this 4323-nucleotide messenger RNA. RefSeq lists its product as uncharacterized. Bases 1 to 4323 code for a protein of 1440 amino acids. The transcript has 5 exons. The record is from RefSeq and is a predicted model, not a curated record. NCBI's taxonomy places the organism in Eukaryota, Fungi, Ascomycota, Sordariomycetes, Hypocreales, Ophiocordycipitaceae.